AUGGUCUGGAAGAAGCUGGGCUCCGGCAACUUCUCCAGCUGCCCCAAUGGCUCCCAGUGGAUAUGGGACGUGUUUGGGGAAUGUGCCCAGGACGGCUGGGACGAGGCCAGUGUGGGCCUGGGCUUGAUCUCCAUUCUCUGCUUCGCCUCGUCCACUUUCCCGCAGUACAUCAAGGCGUGCAAGACGGGCAACAUGGACCAGGCCCUGUCCCUGUGGUUCCUCCUGGGCUGGAUUGGCGGAGACUCCUGCAACCUCAUCGGUUCUUUCCUUGCUGACCAGCUGCCCCUGCAGACCUACACGGCGGUGUAUUACGUCUUGGCGGACCUGGUGAUGCUGUCCCUCUACUUUCACUACAAGUUUAAGAAUCGCCCCUCUGCGUUGUCUGCCCCCAUCAACGCGGUGCUCUUGUUCGGCAUGGGACUGGUGUGUGCCAGCCCGCUGCUGAGCAGCACUGGCCCUGUGGCCACCCCGAGGGAGGUCUUCCAGGGCCGGAAGCUCCUGUCUGUGGAGCCAGGCAAUAAGCCCUUCACGAAGCAGGAGAUCAUCGGUUUUGUCAUCGGCUCCAUCUCCAGCGUCCUGUACCUGUUCUCCCGGCUGCCUCAGAUCCAUACCAAUUUCCUGCGGAAGUCCACCCAGGGGAUCUCCUACUCGCUGUUCGCCCUGGUGAUGCUGGGGAACACGCUGUACGGGAUGAGUGUGCUGCUCAAGAACCCCGAGGACGGCCAGAGCGAGGGCAGCUACGUGCUGCACCACCUGCCCUGGCUCGUGGGCAGCCUGGGCGUGCUGCUGCUCGACACCAUCAUCUCCAUCCAGUUCCUGGUGUACAGGAACGCCGCCACGUCCUCAGAGCACCAGCCCCUCCUCCCCAGCUGA
Molecule: messenger RNA, 873 nt
Organism: Pipistrellus nathusii (Nathusius's pipistrelle)
Lineage: Eukaryota; Metazoa; Chordata; Mammalia; Chiroptera; Vespertilionidae
Source: the annotation of a GenBank genome assembly